AUGGAUAUGCGUAAAUUCUUUGCACCUGUUACCACGAAUUUGAAAACUGCAGAAAAUGACAACUCUAGUCUUCCCGAGCAGUCGGUGCCAGCGAUAGUAAUUGAUAAUAAACAGGAAGACACGUCUUCUGAAUCUAGAGGCGAACACGAGCAGGACAUCCCAGAUGAACCGUAUCAACCAGAUGUCAGCUGUAUUCCAUCACAGAAACUUGCGACGAAAAAUCUUAAAUUUCAGCAACGCUGGUUCUCCAACUAUCAUUGGUUGCACUUCGACUCAAAAACUGGAGGGGUUCUGUGUCAUGUAUGCAUUACAGCAAAACGGAAGAAGCUGUCCGAGCUCACUAAAUGUGGAGAGGAGUCUUUUGUUGCAAGAGGUUUUACGAAUUGGAAGAAGGCCAUCGAGAAGUUUGAUGUACAUGAGAAGUCAAACAGUCAUCGCUUAUCGCUAGAGAACAUCAAGUUUCACAAGACGCAGCAAUCUGUUAGCGCUCAGAUCAGCAGUGGUGUGCUCGCCGAUCAAGGUCAAGCUCGAGUGGCGCUAGUGAAGCUGAUCUCCACGUUGAUGUUUGUGGCAGAACAAGGACUUCCACUCCGUGGUAAAGAAUCAUCGGAAGGCAACUACAAGAAACUACUUGAACUUCGUGCAGAAGACGUUGCAGCAUUAAAGAGCUGGCUAGCCCGGAAGCAAAACUUCACGAGCGGGGAAAUACAGAAUGAACUGCUGCAAAUAAUGAGCCAUACAGUAUUGAGAGAACUGUGUAAAGAUGUUCGAACCAUGUCCAGUCUGUUCGGAAUAAUAGUGGAUGGCACUCAGGAUAUACAAGGCAUCGAACAGGAAUCCAUAUGUGUACGCUAUGUGACUGACAACUUGAUGUGA
Gigantopelta aegis is the source of this 876-nucleotide messenger RNA. Its product is annotated as zinc finger MYM-type protein 1-like. The record is from RefSeq and is a predicted model, not a curated record. The transcript is spliced from 2 exons. Lineage: Eukaryota; Metazoa; Mollusca; Gastropoda; Neomphalida; Peltospiridae. The coding region runs from base 1 to 876 and encodes 291 amino acids.